UGGGCAUUAGUAACAAUAGAAGCUCUCAGGUAUACGUUUGGUCCAGCGGGUGGACGAUAGUUGCUUUAAUUUUUACAAAGCAACUAAGCAACACCAAUAUUGUUACUUGAGUACAUUCACACACACACCAUAAAAUACAAACAAAAAUUCACUCACAUCUGCAUACAGACGAAAAAAGCAAAUUGCACGUUCGUUAACAAAUAAACAUAUUUAUAUAUGUAUACGUACGUAUGUUUCAAUACGCGUUCACCCAAAAUUUAUUUGUGUGUAAUAUCGUACCCAAAUCUACAGCUAAAGAAAAACUAAGGAAAAUUAAUAAAUAAUCUGACGAAAUUCCUAACCACUUGUUCGGCAAAAAGUUUUUUUAGAAAGUGUGAAAUCGGGCAGACUUUUUUAAUAUGAUUAAAAGGAAAAGUUAAAUUAGUGAUAAUAUUAAAAAUAACUGGAGAUAAUGUCGCACAGUGUGAAAGGCAAAAAAUUGCAAAACAAUAUGAGAAGAGUGAAAUGUUUAUCAAGUUUGUCAGCUUAAGGCCAACUAUACAAGAACAACAUUGCUUGGUCAUUAUCUUUGAAAAUUAGUGAGAAAAAAUACAUACCAUUGCUAUUUUAAGAUUGUGGAAAACAGGAAAUAUAAUAUUAGGGACUAAUUUAUCUACUCCAAUUAAUUCUAAAUAUUCAGAACCAAGUAAACAUUGGAAGGUGGAAGUUGACAUCUGUGGGGCGAUACUGCUCACCCGAUAUUAUAUUCUACCCGAUACCCUGAAUAGCCCGGCAUAAAUUAACAUUGCUAUAACAUUGGCGUCAUAAUUUUCUCCACGUGGCACCAUCGCUGUCAGUGGGAACCAUGGAGGAUGAUCAGCAGUUUUGUCUCCGAUGGAAUAACCACCAGAGUACGCUGAUUAGUGUGUUUGACACAUUAUUAGAGAACCAAACUCUCGUCGACUGUACAUUAGCUGCGGAAGGGCAAUUCCUAAAAGCUCAUAAAGUGGUACUGUCUGCAUGCAGUCCAUUUUUUGCUGAUUUGCUUCAACAGCAGUAUGAUAAGCAUCCGAUAUUCAUAUUGAAAGAUGUGAAAUACCAAGAAUUGCGUGCCAUGAUGGACUACAUGUACCGUGGAGAAGUGAAUAUUUCACAGGAUCAAUUGGCUGCAUUGUUAAAAACUGCGGAGUCGCUGCAAAUAAAAGGCCUCUCAGACAAUCGCAGUGGUAGCACGCCGAAAACAGAACAACAUCGUGGUUUAAAUGUACAUGGAAGUGGUAGUGGCGGUAAACUGAGCGUAUAUACACUCGAGCAGACGCAACCUAAACGUCCUCGCGUUGGGCCGUCUCCUAUGGAGACUACAGAUAUAUCAGGCUCUCGGGAGGGUUCAUCUAGUCCAUCUAGACGUCGAAAGAAAGCUAGACGCAAGAGUGCCGAAAAUGCUAUGUCUGCAGACGUUCAUGACAAUUCCAACUCAUCUCAAAUUAACCAAUCGUCACUUCAGCCACAUCAACAACAACCACAAGCCAAUGCAAGUCUAACUGGGGUUGGAGCCAUAACGGCAGCCACGUCUUCACUUCCAGUCUCAGCAUCCGCAUUAUCGACCGGUACAAGUGGUGUUUUAGCAGCAACUGGUUCAAUAGUUAGCACACAAGGAACUACUCAGCAAAUGACCACAAACAUUACCAAAAAGACUGAAAGCGUUAAAGGAGCAAGCGAUGCCAUGCAUACAGAAAAUAUACAGGCUGUGGGUGUGGUUGGUACCGGGGACGAACAAAACGUAGAGCAUGUUAAGGGUGAAAAAUCUAAUCAUAAACAAAAGCCGUCGACAGCCGGAGUUACUGGUAAAGAAACUGCCGAUUUGGUAAUCGAACCGAAAAGUGAAUAUGAAGAAGAAGGCAAUGAGGAAACUGUUGAAGAUCUGACUCUAGACGACGAGGAAAUGGGUAUAGAGGAUUUAGAUCAUAAUGCCGGUACAAGCCAAGCCGGCGAAGGAUCUAGUCAAGGGUAUGCACCGUGGCAACAUGACAGAUCUCAGGACGAGUUAUUAUUGGCGCCACAAGAGACACAGCAACGGGAUCCACAAGAUUUAAGUAUUACUCGUAUAGCUGGCCUAACAUGGAACGAGUGGAACGCACGUUUGGCUAUGCCGCUGGUGACACAAUUGCGUGAAGGUGCAAACCCGCUAGUUUUCCCCACCGAUCUUUCCAUUAACACCAUGGACAAAGGCAGUUGUUCUAUUGGGACGACAACAUUGGAUUGCAAAUCUCCGGCUCCGGACACGUCGAGUGAAUUGAGCAGCAUUGCAGGUGGUAUUGCUACUAAUGAAGCGAGUGCACUGCAUGUGCCCUUGAAUUGUAGUUCAGGGCCCGUUACAAGUGCGGGUGCUGUAGAGAAAUCGUGCCCUGUGGGUGCUGCCCCAACUAGUGGGAAAAUGAAAAAAUUAACUGAAGAAGAAGCCGCCAUAUUGAUGUUGAGAGCAACAGUGGAAAAGUCAACGGCAAACAACAGUGGCAACCUCAGUGAUAACAGCUUCAGUGAGGAUAAUGUAAAUGCCAGCAGCAGUGUGAUCAGUACAAGUGGCGAUUACCACUCGGCACUAAGUGGAGCAGCUGCAUUUGCGGAUGUUGGGAGCCCCGGGCUUUGCAAUAUCAAUAUAUUAAGCAAUAUCAGCGCACUAAACAGUCUAAUCGGUGCUGGCGGGAAUGGAAUUGGUGGAACUGCGGCUAGUAGUCCUGGUAGUGGAAUAAGUGGCGGUGGUAGUGGUCAUCCGUGCCCAGAAUGUGGCCGUGUUUAUAAACUUAAGUCAUCCCUCCGGAACCACCAAAAGUGGGAAUGCGGAAAGGAGCCACAGUUCCAAUGCCCAUUCUGUGUCUAUCGUGCCAAACAGAAAAUGCAUAUCGGUCGCCACAUGGAACGAAUGCACAAAGAAAAGUUUAUAAAACUAGAAGAUUUAAAGAGCUUUACCGGAGGCAGUGCCGACGACAGUGGCAGUGCCCCUACUGCUGCUGCCUUGGCGUCCACAGCAUCCAGUGAGCUGCGUCAGAACUUUUCUUAGCUUGGAGGAGGCAGUAGUUGUGUAGAAAAAGACAAUGCAGAGCCAUAAGAAACAACCAAUCAUAACAAUACGCAGGGCUUUACGAAUAUACCGAUUUGUACAACUCUAAAUACCCAAUUCGUAUUUGAGUUGUAUAUAUGUACAUAUGUACACACAUACGUACGUUAAAGUAAACAUGUAAUCAGAGUGCCAAAUUUUUUAUUUAUUUACUUUUUUAUAGUUUUAAUUAACGCCUUUUUAUGAUAAUUUAACGAUUGAGAGUCGUUAAUUUAGUGAAAGCUGUGACCCUGAAUUAGAUUUCGAACUAAAAAAAUUGAAUCCUUUGGAAUUUAAAUUUGCCAUUAAAAAAUGAUAUCUUAUGUAUUAUACAUACAUACAUCCUUAUUAACGGAAAAUCUUCCAUAAAACUUUGCCUGUUAAAAUAUUCUUUUAUUUUGCACGUUGUUGACAAAAACAAUUUUUUUAAAUGUAUUAUUAUAAAGUGACAAAUUAAGGCUCAACGUAAAUGUUAAAGUUGAAAUGGUCUACUUUUGAGGUUUUAAAAGAAAUGUGUAUUAGCAUUUGGGGUUGUUGUUAUUGCCGUCACAUAUACAUAUAGAUAUGUAUACGCGCACACACAUCCAUAUGUAAAUGCAUAAAAUCUACGAAAGUGUUUUCUUCCCAAUGAGUUUUCAGAAAAAUGCUCAGGUGUACUCAGGUGCUAUAGUCACUGUGAUAGUACAAAUUGAAUUGAAUAUCAGGUUUAUUUACACGUUUCUUCACAUGGGGAAUCUAGCAUUUUUGGUAUUAUUUUUAUAUCGAAAUUUUGAAAGAAUUAAAAUAAAAUUGUUUACAAUCAAAGUUUAAAGUCAAUACAGAAACCGAUUAAAGCGGGACUAAUGCUACAAUAGAUAUAAGUGAGAUAUAUAUAUGUAUAUAUAUAGGAUUUGCAUACAUAUAUACAGAGUUGAAACAUUCCCUAAUACUUGUUUAAAAGACAACCUAACUUGUACAUACCAACACAUACCCAACAUUUAUAGGUAGUAUCAUUUGAGACGCAUAGGCGCAGGAAAUACAUAUAUUAUAUGUAAUUAGAUUUAAUAUAUACAUACAUACACAUAUACAGCAACAAACUCAGUGAAAACAGCUUCAUAUUUAAAACUUGAUUAUUUAAAGAAAGAAUUACGAGAAGAAAAAGAAAACUUUGCCACUCCAGUUUUCACAUAGAAAGUCAAUUUGCUUGUGAUAUGGUCGAUAACUUUCCAUCGAAAAAAAUGCUGUGUGUAAAAAAUCAAGUGGGUAGACAAAAGACAAUCGACCAGUGAGUACCAGAUUGACUUGCUAUAACUUAAGCUCCAAUGCAUUAAGUUUUAUGUAGGGAUAUAUACAUACAUACAUGCAUCCAUACAUACAAACGUAUAGGUAUAGUUUUAGUGUUAAAACAUUUUACCUCAGUUAUAUCCAGAAGUAUAUAACCAAAAGGCUAUAUGCGAGAGUAAAAUUAUUAUUAUAAUUUUUAUUUUAUUUUGUUUUUAAUUGUGCUCAACUUUUUUUAUCCAAUUUUUUACUUAUGUGUCUGUACAGCUUGAAGUUAUUUAAGAUGUCGUCCGAAAUAUUCAACACAAUUUAAAAAACAAGAAACAAAGCUUGUUUGGUCUUUCGAAAUGGAUAUGGAUCGAUUUCGCUUGCGAUUUCUCGCUCUUCCAAUGUUAAAUAAUAAAUCUAAGUUAUAUGGGAAGAAUAUUCACUUUAAAAACAGAUUAUAAAAGCAAGAAUUAUAUAGGUUGGCCAAUGUUAUAUAGUCAUAAUUUUUUAAUUCAGUCAUAAAUAAUAACAAAUAAGCAUUUAGGUAUAUAUACAUAUAUAUUUGAUUUGAACAUUCCUGUUAUAAAUAUAUGUUAGACACAUAUGUAUAGGUAAUUGCAAAGCAAACAGAAAAGAAAUUAUUUUAGAAGUAAUGUUAAAGGAUAGAGAUGAUAAGUUAGAACAGAGAUGACAACGAAUAUAUAACUCAGGUACUUAGUUGAAGCGAUUUUGAAAUGAAUUACUUUAAAUAACGAUUUGGUUUGAUGUAGACAGUGUACGAUUAUUUAUACAUAUGAUUUAUACAUACAUACUUUGUGCCAGUGAGAGAAAUUGUUUUAUUGUAGAUGCGAUAUUUCUAAUACUGACCGUUGUCUACGUUCCCAAUGUUUUUUUUCGUGGUGUUGUAUUGGGAAAGGUCACAGAUUUAAGUCAUUGCCAUUUUGGCAAUUUUGGUAGAUAGUGAUUUCAAGCAGAGCUUGACACUGCCAUUAGGCUAUUGGCAAAAUUUGAUGUUGAUUGAACACAAAAAUGUUACAAAUAUGGUCACAAAAAAUACAUUCCGCAUUUUAAUUUGUAUAUGCAAAUAUGUAUCACUUGUACUCUUAUAUGCAAACCUAAUAUAAAAGGACGAUAUUUUUUACUUUAAUAACUUCGAGUUUAAUCAAAAAGCAAAAACAAAAAAUAUUAAAUUGUCGUUAGUUAAUUUAACGAUAAGCGCAAAAUUUAACAAAUACCUCAGAAAAUGGCAUACACCAUAUGCACAUAUGUAUGUACAUACACACAUAUGUAUGUAUGUAUGCAUAAGUAAAUAACUCGGAAAUAUUAGGAAGUGUGUUUUUUACGUUUAAGUCGGCGUGCUAAUUAUACCGUAUCAAUCAAGGACAAAACUAGGUUUUUUAUUCAGCGGGACAAAGGAUCGCUCUAAACAAAAUUGAGAAAAAAGCAAAAAAGUAAAUAAUGAGUAUAUCCAACUCAAACAAUUAUAUUAUAUAUACAGACACGUUGAUUUGCUACAAAUGUUCGUGGACAUUUUUAAACAAAAAUAUUGUGGAUAUUUUAUUGGAAUUAAAUAGUGAUUGGCUCUUUAAGAUAAAUUGGUGUUGGGAUAGUUGUGAAUGAAGUAAUGAAAGAAUAUAAGAAAAAAUAACAAAAGAACUUUAAUAUGUUAAAAAAAAUUUAAUUAUUGUGAAAAAAAUGAAAAACAAAAAUUUUCCUUAAAUUAUGCUAAUUAUUUACUUCUUGUUUUUUUUAUUAUUUUAUACAUUAUAGUUUUGCCAAGCAAAUCUUCAAAAAUAACAUACAAAAUAAUACACUUAGCCAAAAUGGAAAGGACGAAAUGAUUUUAGGCAGAAUAAUUAAUGAAACUAUGAAAAAUACUCAUAAUGUUAUACAAUUAAAUAAUUUGCAAUGCAAAUUGAAAUUCAGUAAGACGAAAGAAAUUUUUUAUCGUUGCUCCAUAUUUUAAGUAAAAUUGGCGGUUAGGUUUAAGACAAACGCCACUCAAUUGAGAGUACUGAAUUUUAAUUUGUUUUAGUUUAUCUUAUAGAAUAAAGUUUAUUGUAUAAAUAAGUCCUUUAAACAAAUAAAUCAGAAUGAAAAUAAAUAUUGUAUUUCGUAAAAACCAAGA
This is a messenger RNA of Anastrepha obliqua, 6449 nucleotides long. Its product is annotated as longitudinals lacking protein, isoforms F/I/K/T. Bases 845 to 3037 code for a protein of 730 amino acids. Gene Ontology annotation, biological process: regulation of transcription by RNA polymerase II. Gene Ontology annotation, molecular function: protein binding. The record is from RefSeq and is a predicted model, not a curated record. Gene Ontology annotation, cellular component: nucleus. The transcript has 6 exons. NCBI's taxonomy places the organism in Eukaryota, Metazoa, Arthropoda, Insecta, Diptera, Tephritidae.